AAAAAAGAAUUUCCACCACAUACACCUUUACGAGUAUACAAAGAAACAAGAACAAGCAUGGUUGCAGUAACAAAUAAUCUACAAGAUGGUGAUAUAAUUUGUUUUCAAAAGGAAUUCAUAGAAAUAAAUCGGACAGGUAGUGCUUGUGAUAUUCCUACAUUCUAUAAGUCAUUAUCCACGCGUAUCAUCGUUCAAUUCUCGCCAAAAUUUAAAGAUGAAAAACAAAAAUCCGAAUUUAAGUUAGCCCUAGACAAGGAUUAUUCCUAUGAUGUUGUUGCUAGCCACGUUGCUGCAUAUUUAAAUACAGAUCCUUUGAAAUUACGUUUUACGUCAGCACAUAUAACAUUCGGCACACCUAGAACUAUCAUCCAAAGAAAAACUUAUCUAAAAUUAAAGUCGAUGCUUCCAGCAAGAUAUCAAUCUCUACCUACCACGGCGAAUCUUAUAUAUUAUGAGAUAUUGGAUUUUAGCAUUGUCGAAUUAGAAAAUAUGAUGCACUUUAAAGUGUACUGGCUAGGAACGACUUUAAAGGAAUUGGAAGCGAUUAAUAUUCUUCUUCCAAAGAAUGUUAUAGUUGAUGAUUUUUUAGAAGACAUUUUACGAAAACUUUCACUGCCAGGACCCACCAAUAGAAUUAGAUUAUUGGAAAUUACGAAUUGCAAGGUUUUAAAAGAAUAUAAUGGUAAAUGUCUAAUAGAUAGAAUACCGGCACAUGCGACAUUAUAUGCAGAGGAAAUAUCUCAAGAGGAAAUUGAGAAAAAUCUUAAUGAUAAAGUUGUCCAAGUAUAUCAUUUCACCAAGAAUCCUACAUACACACACGGAAUCCCAAUCAAAUUUGUUAUUAAAGCUGGUGAGCUUUUUUCAGCGACCAAGUUGCGCCUUCAAGCACGUUUAGGAAUGAAUGAAAAUGAUUUUGCAGACAUAAAAUUUGCGAUAGUACACGAAGUGGCAUAUACAAAACCUAGAUAUAUAGUUCAUGAUAACGUUAUACUAUCAAACCAAAAUUGGACGCCCAAUACAUAUUUAGGUCUUGAUUAUGUGAGCAAAACAGAAUGUGUAGGAUUAGUGGGUGAUAAUAAAACCUCAAUAUAUAUAAAUGAAUAA
Racocetra persica is the source of this 1104-nucleotide messenger RNA. The record is from the annotation of a GenBank genome assembly. NCBI's taxonomy places the organism in Eukaryota, Fungi, Glomeromycota, Glomeromycetes, Diversisporales, Gigasporaceae.